AUGACAUCUACUUUCCCAAAUAUAGGGCCACCACGAUGCGAUGUGUGUCUUGAUCUGGAUUGGGGAAGAAUGCCAGAGGAUUCCGGAGAUGGUUACUGGGAACGACGUCUCAAAGUCCCGUAUCAAAGCCUCAGAGACUCGAAAGACUGCCAGAUUUGUGCUGCUAUUAUCUACGCUAUUUCUGAAUUCAGUAAUCCGCUCGAGAUUUUCCACACAGGAUUCCACCAGUUCUUGCAAUCGAGUCAGAUAAGAAUAUUCUUGAGAGAUGGAUGGACCACAAAAGUUCUGAUAUGGAGCGACCAAGACCCUUUGGCUGAGCCAUAUCUCGAACUUGAAAUGUAUUCUUCAAGCGAUUCACUGUCUCCAAUACCGGCGCUGGGUGUUGCAAACGAGGUUCCUGCAACACUUGACCUCUCAACUUGUGCUUGUUUCCUUGUCCCCCACAUCCGCAAUUGCCAUACAUCACAUUCUCGCUAUCGAGCAAAACCGUCUCCAAUGCCUUCUCGACUGCUUUACGUUGGCUGCGAGACCGACCCUACAUGCCUCAGACUUGAACUCCUGCCAACAUUGCAGCCCUAUACUACCCUCAGCCACUGCUGGGGUGACCAGUCUGCAGUAUUUACUACCACAAAAGCAACAAUCGAAGACCUUGUGAUGGAAAUUCCUUGGAAGAGGCUGCCGAAAACUUUCCAGGACGCUAUCUCAAUCACCCGUUGUCUCGGGAUUCACUAUCUGUGGAUUGAUUCCCUUUGCAUCAUUCAAGAUGAUGCUUCAGAUUGGAUCGUGGAAUCUGUAAAAAUGGCAGAAAUAUAUUCCGGAUCCUACCUGACUAUUGCUGCAACGGGCGCCUCAUCCCCGACUUCUGGCUGCUUGACCACUAGAUGGCACGAAACAGAUUUCGGUGUUAGAAUCUCGCAUGUCGAUUCGCGACUCCAGAGUGACAGGCUUUUCACAGCUUAUGGCAUCAAAGCUAGAUAUUUGUCCAAGGCUCAUACGCAUUUUGCUGGAGAGUUGCAUCCACCAAUAAGCGGGGCUCCUCUCUGGAAUCGAGCAUGGGCCUUUCAAGAGCGAAUACUAUCAAAUCGAUUGAUUCAUUUUCACGGAGAGGAGAUGGUAUGGGAGUGCCGAGAAUAG
Messenger RNA from Mollisia scopiformis, 1134 nucleotides. Its product is annotated as HET-domain-containing protein. NCBI's taxonomy places the organism in Eukaryota, Fungi, Ascomycota, Leotiomycetes, Helotiales, Mollisiaceae. Bases 1 to 1134 code for a protein of 377 amino acids. The transcript has 2 exons. The record is from RefSeq and is a predicted model, not a curated record.